This is a messenger RNA of Quercus lobata, 651 nucleotides long. Its product is annotated as AAA-ATPase At2g18190-like. Gene Ontology annotation, molecular function: ATP hydrolysis activity; ATP binding. NCBI's taxonomy places the organism in Eukaryota, Viridiplantae, Streptophyta, Magnoliopsida, Fagales, Fagaceae. Bases 1 to 651 code for a protein of 216 amino acids. The record is from RefSeq and is a predicted model, not a curated record. The transcript has 3 exons.
AUGGCGAUGGCUAUACAAGAAGCACGAAGGGUGGUAAAGCUUUAUAGCUGUGAAUUUGAAAGUGUUCAAACUGUUCGUGAAGGGUAUUCUAUUAUUCUUGAACAUCCAGCUACAUUUGAGAAGUUGGCAAUGGACCCAGAGCUGAAGAGGAUCCUCAAAGAAGAUCUGGACAGGUUUGUUAAAAGAAAGGAGUGGUAUAAGAAAGUUGGCAGAGCAUGGAAGCGAGGGUAUUUGAUUUACGGCCCUCUGGGGGUACAGUCUACACUAUCGGGUUUAUUGAACGUCAUAGACGGAUUAUGGUCGAACAAUGGAAAUGGGCGAAUUAUUGUAUUCACCACCAAUCAUAAGGACCAACUUGACCAGCUUGAUCCUGCUUUGCUUCGCUCAGGCCGCAUGGACAUGCGUGUGAACAUGUCAUAUUGCAGCAUGUAUGGGUUCAAGCAGUUGGCUUCUACUUAUCUUGAUAUCAAUGGUGACCACCAACUCUAUGGACAGAUUGAACCAUUGUUUGAGAAAGUAGAGGUUACCCCUGCUGAAAUUGCUGAGGAACUUUCAAGGACUGAAGAUACCGAUUUUGCUCUAAGAGGAGUUGUCGAACUACUUGAGGAAAAAACAAAAAAAAAGGAACUCGAGAAUGCAAUGAGCAUGUGA